AUGUCUCAAUGUGUCGAACAACUGUCUGGUGGAGGCGAAAAUAAUGUAUACAAUGAGCUCGUUGCUAAGGUCAUAAACCGAGAACUCACCCCAGAAAAUGACCAGUUGACCCUCGAUCUGUGUAAUAAAGUCAAGGAUGAAGGGUCCGACCCUGCUCGUUCCGUCGUGCUAUCUAUCCUAAAGUGGAUCUCGCACAACAAACUCAACGCUCUUUCUCUUGUCGAUGCCCUAUCCAAAAAUUGUGGUGGCACCGCAAAUAGGGAGAUUGCUUCGCUUAAGAGGUAUGCUCUCAGCUCAAUUUCACGUUGGAGAAAAAAAUGGGCGGACGAAGAGGGUUUGCCGACUAUGAAGGAUUGUUUUAAUACUUUGGAAGCAGACUACUACUGGACAGGAAGCAACUUUUUGUCAUUUAAGGAUAUCUUCCAAUCAAAAGGGUAUGAACUGUGGAACAACACCGGGCUGGCGAGGGCUUUUGUUCCACCAAAUACGAAUCCCCGCGCACCAGAUGGCUUCAGCUACGAUGAUCCUUCAGGUGCUGCCUGCAAGCCUUACUUCAGUGCGGCCGUUGAGAAACACUGGCCUGCUCGUACACCUGAUAACCAAGAUGUCUUGCUUGUUCUAAUCAAGGACCCUGUCGAACUUGCGAUUUUACGUGACGUCGCAAUGGGUACUAAAGGUGGGAUUGAUAGGAAUCAUGUCCUUCCACUGUUGAGGAUCAUCGAGCAUGAGAAGCUCACCUUUGGUGUAUUUCCUUUGAUUGGAAUGUCUCUUCUACAUCCGUGGUUCGCAAAUCUAAACCAGAUGUUAGAUGCAAUUUACCAGAUCCUAGAGGUGUGGUGUUUUUUCACGAUAACCUUAUUGCUCACCGGGUACGAAAAUCUACAUGUUCGCAAAGUGUUCGAAAACUAA
Molecule: messenger RNA, 909 nt
Organism: Lentinula edodes (shiitake mushroom)
Lineage: Eukaryota; Fungi; Basidiomycota; Agaricomycetes; Agaricales; Omphalotaceae
Exons: 7
Coding region: 1-909 (302 amino acids)
Molecular function (GO): phosphatidylinositol binding; ubiquitin binding
Source: RefSeq, a predicted model, not a curated record